CAGUCCUUUUUGUCAGGGAAGUUGUGGAGAUGUCCCCCUCGCUGCCUUGGCUCCUGCUGCUGUUUGGGCUCCAGGCUCUUCAGGCACAGGACUAUGAAGAGGACUAUGAAGAUGAGGUGGUGAUCCACAAGAAGCAGAGUAAACUCUAUUUGCCCAAUUCUGUACCUCAAAAUGGCCAAUCAGUCAUUGAUGAAAACUGCAGUUUGGAGUUAGCCUUUCUGAUUGACAGCUCAGAAAGCGCCAAGGACAACCAUGACCAGGAGAAGCGCUUUGCUUCAGAUGUGAUGGACCGGCUACAGGACCUCCGAUUGCAGACUGGCCGGGGUCUCCGCUCACGUGCCGCUGUCCUCCAGUACAGCAGUCAUGUCAUCAUAGAGCAGACCUUCAAGCAGUGGAAGGGCCCCCGAGACUUCAAGGCCCGAAUAGCUCCCAUUGUGUAUAUUGGCCACGGUACCUACACCACCUACGCCAUCACCAAUCUGACGCGCAUCUACCUGGAAGAGUCCACUUCCAAUAGCGUCAAGGUGGCCAUUCUGCUCUACGAUGGCAUCUCUCACCCCAGAAACCCGGACCUAUUUUCAGCUGUAGCUGAUGCAAAGAACCAGGGUGUCCGUUUUUUCACUAUAGGCAUCACACCUGAAGCCAAUGAACCUGCCAACAUAGCCCAGUUGCGACUAAUUGCCAGUGCUCCAGCCUCACGCUACCUUCACAAUCUGCAGGAUCCAGGCAUCGUGGACAAAGUUAUCAAGGAGAUAACUGAGUUGGCAGAUGAAGGGUGUCCUUUGGCCCAGAGCAUCUGUGCAUGUGAGAAGGGUGAGCGAGGUCCCAGCGGCCCUCCUGGUAAGAAAGGUCGACCUGGAGAGGAUGGAAGCCCCGGACAGAAAGGACAGAAGGGUGAGAAUGGACUCAGUGGACUUCCUGGUCGAGAAGGAUCAGAGGGAAAGCCCGGAUACAAAGGAGAGAAGGGAGAGAGAGGAGAGUGUGGCACUCCUGGUGUUAAGGGAGACAGAGGCCCUGAAGGCGGGGCUGGGCCAAGGGGAGACCGUGGACCUCAGGGUAUGGCUGGUCCACACGGUGAUAUCGGCCCUGAAGGUCCAAUGGGCAAAAAAGGGGAACGGGGACUUCCCGGGCCACCUGGAAUACAAGGGGAAACAGGGAUUGGCUUGCCAGGACCCAAGGGUGAUGUUGGAUUCAUGGGGCAACUGGGGCCUCCGGGUCCUCCGGGGAUUGGCGAGGCAGGACCACCGGGACCUCAAGGGCCACAGGGCAUCCAAGGAGAGAGGGGCCCCAUAGGAGAAGGACUCCCUGGACCAAAGGGACAACAAGGCUUGGUUGGGCCACGGGGGCCCAGAGGACAGCCAGGAGCUGGAAUCAAAGGGGACAAGGGGGAUUUUGGCCCUCCAGGGCUUCCUGGGCCCGUUGGCCUCCCUGGCAUAGGAAUACAGGGUGAGAAGGGUGUGGAGGGACCAAGGGGGCCACCAGGAAGCAGAGGACCACCAGGGGAAGGUUUGCCUGGACCCAAGGGUGACCACGGGUUGCCCGGUGAGACUGGUGCCCCAGGAGAAAGAGGGGCUGGAGAACCUGGAGCGAAGGGUGAACCGGGAGCACCAGGGAUGUCAGGUUUACCAGGGUUGCCAGGGGAGGAUGGAGCUCCUGGACAGAAAGGAGAACCAGGACCGAUAGGUCUUAGAGGGACAGAGGGAGCACCUGGAAUUGGAACGCAGGGUGAGAAGGGUGACCAAGGUCAAAGGGGUAUAAGAGGCUUAACUGGUCCACCUGGUAUCACUGGGCCCUCAGGACCGAAGGGUGAACCCGGGAUACCAGGCAGGUUGGGGUUACCUGGUUUACCAGGGCGUGGCAUCAUCGGUCCCAAGGGGGAUCCUGGCCCGAGUCCACCCGGUCCGAUUGGGGAGACAGGUUAUGGACUUCCUGGUCCAAGGUGAAACUCAGGAGACCGUGGAGGUCCAGGCCCUACAGGUCCAUUUGGUCCCAAAGGAGAGGGUUAUCCAGGCCUGAUGGGCCCUCCUGGUCUGCCUGGGCUUCCGGGAGAACCCGGCCUGGAAGGAGUGGGCAUCCCUGGACCAAAGGGAGACGUUGGUUUCCGAGGAUUGCCCGGUUUACCAGGACCUCAGGUGAAGGCCCUCCAAGGACCUCCGGGUAACACAGGACGACCUGGACCACCAGGGCCAACUGGGCCUCCAGGACAAGGUGUACAAGGACCGAAGGGCGAGCAGGGGUCCCAGGGUGUGCCAGGGCCACGUGGCCAACCUGGAGAGGGCUUCCCUGGGGCUAAAGGUGACCGUGGUGCAGCAGGAGAGAGGGGAAUGAAAGGAUUUAAGGGAGAUGUGGGUGACCCUGGAGUCCCAGGAGAAUCUGGUCGACCUGGUGUCAAAGGUGAAUCUGGGCUCACUAGGGAGGAUGUCAUUCGAAUGAUCAAAGAAAUCUGUGGAUGUGGAAUAAAAUGUAAGGAGAGGCCUAUGGAGCUGGUGUUUGUCAUUGACAGCUCAGAGAGUGUGGGUCCAGAGAACUUUGAGAUAAUUAAGGACUUUGUAACAGCAUUGGUGGACCGUGUCACAGUGGGCCGGAACUCCACAAGGAUCGGCCUGGUACUGUACAGCCUGGAGGUGAAGUUGAUGUUUAACUUGGCCCGUUUCGUAACCAAAGAGGACAUCAAGCAGGCCGUCAGGAACAUGCCCUACAUGGGAGAAGGGACCUACACCGGCACAGCUAUCCGAAAGGCCACACAUGAAGCCUUCUAUAGCUCCCGAUUAGGAGUCAGCAAAGUGGCUAUUGUGAUUACGGAUGGGCAGACUGAUAAACGAGAGCCGGUCAAGCUGGACAUAGCGGUGCGAGAGGCUCACGCUGCCAAUAUUGAGAUGUUUGCUCUGGGGAUUGCCAAUACGUCGGACCCAACGCAGGCUGACUUCCUGCGAGAGUUGAAUCUAAUCGCCUCUGACCCAGACAGCGAGCACAUGCUCCUCAUUGAUGACUUCAACACGCUGCCCGCUCUGGAAUCCAAGCUGGUCAGCCAGUUCUGUGAGGAUGAGAAUGGUGCUCUGAUUUACAACCGAGUGACUAACGGCUACAACACCUACAGCAACAACGGCAACAGGAAUGCCAUCAAUGGAAACUAUGGUGGUGGUUAUGGCUACCGACAUACCAAUGAGCAGGACCUGAACGGACGUCAGACCGGUAUCAGUGUCGGCGACAGGUCUCACAGCCACAGCCACAGAGGCAGAGCAGAGACGACUCAGCAUGGCGGCCAAUUAUUGAUCACCGAACACGGAGGAGGAGGUCAGACCGUGCAAACGGUGUCAACAGACCAAGAAAGUGGGCGUGGCGACACGUUUGUAGUCAACGUCUUGCCAAUCAAACCAGUGUCUCCUCCCAGAGAAGGCUCCUCCUCCAGCACACGGGGCUCCUCUUCAUCUUCAUCAUCUACAAACAGAACCACAUCAUCAUCAUCAUCAUCAUCGGUUGUUUCAGUACAUAAAGUUCCGGCCCCAAGACCGGCUCUUCCCAAAGAAAUUGUACCUUUGGACCCACGCUGUGCCUUGGUUCUAGACCAGGGCACAUGUCGUGACUACAACAUUCGCUGGUAUUAUGACAAACAGGCCAAUGCGUGCGCACAGUUCUGGUAUGGAGGCUGCAAUGGAAACAGGAAUCGCUUUGACACCGAAGAAGAGUGCAAGAGGACGUGUGUGUUAUCUCGAGCCACAGGAGGCUGAGUCCAGGCAUGUGGGGCACAUCUGCUGUAGAUAUUUUAAGGAGGGGCAGCUGGGUUUUUUGUUUGUUUGUUUAAUUUUUUAUUUUUUUACAGCCUGUGAUAAAUUUCCACAUCAUUCUAUGGCACAUACAUGUACACUGAUGUUUCAGAAUUUAGAAAGAGGCUGUUAUGUUUGUGUGUGGUGCACGCACGUCGACACACUGCCCCGUCUUUCACCUCUUAUUGUACUCAUCUAGUUAUGGCAUCGUUCUGAUGUGCACUGUAUCUCCUUUGUGUUGUUUUUCACUCAUACAUACAUCAGCAGCUAAUAAGGGAGAUGUUCCAUCACUCCUACUCAGGAAUAGAGACAAGCACACGCGGCAUGUUUUGACUCGCCGGAGGAUUUGGCGAGAGACUUGGCGAUCAGCGUGGAAACAUAUUGUGUAUUCAAAUAUUGUGAAAAAUGAACUGUUUGCUCAACAGGACCAUUAAUAGCUGUGGUUUGUCAUCUUUGUCAGACGCAAUGUGGAGCGUAACCUCUCAUUUCUUUUAUUCAGAGCCACAGGAAGCUGUAUUAUCACUGGGAAACAAUGCCGGUGUU
This is a messenger RNA of Thalassophryne amazonica, 4307 nucleotides long. Its product is annotated as collagen alpha-1(XXVIII) chain-like. NCBI's taxonomy places the organism in Eukaryota, Metazoa, Chordata, Actinopteri, Batrachoidiformes, Batrachoididae. Gene Ontology annotation, molecular function: serine-type endopeptidase inhibitor activity. The record is from RefSeq and is a predicted model, not a curated record.